Molecule: messenger RNA, 2522 nt
Organism: Microplitis demolitor
Lineage: Eukaryota; Metazoa; Arthropoda; Insecta; Hymenoptera; Braconidae
Gene: TAF1C-like
Exons: 11
Coding region: 173-2404 (743 amino acids)
Source: RefSeq, a predicted model, not a curated record
UCUAGUAGCACAUGGUUAGGAUUUGUACAAGUGAAGUGUCUAAAAAACACGUGUCCGCUAUUUAUUUACUUGUAUAUAAAAAGGAUAAAAUUAAAAACUAUUUAUUUGAAAUUAAUAUUUAACAGUAAUAAAUUAUAUAUAGUAUAGGUUUUAUAUUUUUAUAAAAUUGAUAAUGUCAAAGACAGUUAAAAAAAAAGCUACCACUGAAAAACCAGAGGGGACAAGACUUCCAAAUAAUAAACCGAUAUUUCAACGAGCUGUAAUUGGUCUUCAUGGUAAAAUUAUCAAUAAUACAUUGAAAAUUCACGUACACUCUACAACUCCGGGGCUUAAUUUAAAUAAAACACCAUGGGUAGAACGAUGGGAUGUCGAAAAUGUUAUGAAUUUAUAUAGUCCAUUUCCUUUUGCUUGCGAUCUACCAAAACCUUUAUUGCCACCGGCAAAAACUAGAAGACACCUCCACACUAAUGAUGAUCCUGCUACCGAUAUUUUAUUUACUAAAAGAUAUAUUAAAGAGGAGAUGGAUGCGAUAUUAGACAACUAUCAGAUGCAUCAAAAUGACCAUACUUCCCAAUUAAAAAAAGACCUUCAAUGGUCUGGUACAUAUAAUAAAGGUGAAACAAUAUUACCUCGUUAUAUUGCUAAUCUUGCAGAUCACAUCGAAAUGGAUCCAGAUCCGUAUUUUGAAGGGAAAUAUAAUUGGUAUUAUACCGGUGGAUCACUAAAUAAUCUUUGUUUUAAUGGAUCUAAUUUAUUAAUUUUUCCUUAUGUUAAUGAUUUAGUGGUAGCACCGAUAAGUCUUCGAGAAAAUUCGCUAUGGAAGCCAGCAUUAAAUAAUGCAACUAAAGUAAAUAUUGAUAAUACACUUUAUGAAACCAGAUAUAAUAUUUCGACUGAAAGUUGUCGACUUCUUGCGAGAUUUAAACACGAAUGUAUAUUUUAUUCAUUGACUGAAAAAAAUGGGGAGCUUAAUUUAAUAGCACUUGAUAAUAAAGAAUCUAAAUCUACGCCGUUUAUAAGCGCGGAUUUAAAUCCUAUUGAUCCGAAUCAGUAUUGUACAUUUAAUGUUGGACGUACUUUCGAACUCUGUGAUAUGGUAUCAGGAAAAUGUUUAUCCAAAGGUACUGUUGAUAUGACAAAAGUUCUUGAUGAUAGUUGGGGUAGUAUUAAAUAUACAUCCAAUCCAAAUAUUGUUGCUUUAACUGACAGAUGUUGCCUACAUUACAUUGAUUUAAGAGUAUCGUUAGAGAUACCGACAGUGACAAUGUGUCCAAAGUAUAGAUUAGAUCGUUGUGACAGUUUAUCAUUACAUUUUCCAAGUGCACGUCCUUCACGUCAUUACAUUGGAACGUAUCACAGUUUCUUAAUGUGCGAUGAUCGCUCACCAGACAAAAGCAUUCAACAGAAAUGGACUCAUCAACUUAGAACUGCUCCUCUAAGUGGAUCUGCAAUUAUGCAUGACGGAGAAGAAUUUAUAGUAAUAUCUAGUCUAUUACCAUCGGACAAAUCGAUAAUUAUAAAUACCUGGCAACACUAUGACGAUCCACACAGUUACCAUUUGCCUCGUACCCCGCCAAGUAUUUUAGAUACUUUGAGAGAAUCUCGUUUGUUAGGAAAAUGUUUGGAUCCAUUACUAGCAUCGCGACUUGAGUUAAGUGCCAUUGGAUCUACUUCGAUGAUUUAUGAUACGAAUGUUUAUCAUUUUUCUCAAAACUCACUGGAAGAUAUUUUCUAUUCGUGUUUCACUCAUGACAGUAAUGUAGAUAGGAUGGAUUAUAUUAAUGAUCAUGCUCGUUAUGCGUUGGAAGUUUGGGAUCGUCAAAUAUUGAAUCAAGAAAAGUCGAUAGCGCCUUUAGUGCUUACGGAUCGAUUUAAUAUGGCGCAUAUUUUUGAAAAGUUUUCCCAAACAGAGUUAAAAUAUGAACUAGUAGAAGAAGAAAGUUUUCUACCCGAGUACUGGAGACAACCGAUAGAUAAAUUAAAAGAAUAUGUUGAUAUAUUAGCGCCGGUGAUACUCAGCGCUUGGGAGCUAGAUGAAGAAGGAGAGACAGUGGCCACAGCGAAACCUCAUCAAAAAGUAUUGAAUUGGCUUGAAACGGCUGCCAGUGGUGAAGUUGAUGCACCUGUUGGUUCUUUAUCUCAGGAACCGCAAGAAAUGCAGUCGUCGCAAGCAAAUGACGAGGAUUACAUUCCAUUUACUCCGAUAAAUUCGCAAGAACUCAUAAGUGUCAGUCAGCAACAUCAAGAGUAUCAAGAAGAGCCAGAAUUGGAUACUAUAGAUAUUAAAGAAGAAAUUAUAGAUGCUGAUAUUGAUCUUGAUAUUUUCAUGCCCAAGAUUAAAGUCGUGUCGCAACGGAAGGAUACGAAAAAUAAGUCUAAGAAUAGUUAUAUUUCGGGAUUUUAAAUAAUUAUCUGAUACGAAAAUUAAUAAACAAAAUUGUUCGAUUAUUUUUUUAAGAAUUUAAAUAUUUAUUUAAAUUAUUAAUAAAAAUAUAUGUUUUUAUGGAUUAAAAUCAAAGUAU